AUGGCAUUCCGAAGGCAAGUGAAGAACUUUGUGAAAAAUUACUCAGAUGCGGAAAUCAAGGUCAGGGAAGCGACCUCUAAUGACCCCUGGGGUCCCUCUAGCUCUCUGAUGUUGGAUAUCAGCGACUUGACUUUCAACACGGUUUCUCUCUCAGAGAUUAUGAAUAUGCUAUGGCAGAGACUCGGUGACCGUGGGAAGAACUGGCGCCACGUGUACAAAUCACUUACACUGAUGGAUUAUCUCAUCAAGAAUGGAUCAAAGAGAGUUAUUCUGCAUUGCAGAGAGGGCUUCUGUAACCUUCAGACGCUGAAAGAUUUCCAGCACAUCGACGAAGCUGGGAAAGAUCAAGGUUAUUAUAUCCGGGAGAAGUCUAAGCAGCUCAUGGCAUUGCUGAUGGAUGAGCAGCUGCUGUACAAAGAGCGGGAAGUGGCACGUCGGACCAGACGGCGCACCUGCUCCACGGCAUUUCCUAAGAGAUUGCCUGGCGCAGGUAACUCACCAACAGCGUGUGCCUCUGCCCCUACGCCAGAGAACCCUGCCUCAGAGAAGAAGCACAAGCGCCCUAAGAUUGCAAGCCUCCGGAGUAAAAAAAACGCUUCCAAGGCAGGGCUGAAACAAGAGCAGUGCCAAGACACUCAGUUGCCUGCUGGGACUGCGUUGUCCCAGGAAUCUCUGCCGCUUGUGUUUAGUGCAUGGAAAUCAACAGAGGACCUGAUGGUGUUUUAUGAUGAUGAUCCAAAGCCUCUCUUGCCAACAGUCCCUCCCUCCGUUGUCUCUUCAAGUGCACGGUUUUCAGCAGGGGCUGCAGAAGUGUGUAAGCUGCAGGACACAGGUGCUGUGCCUGCUCGCUCGGGGAAAAGUGAAUCCCCACAGGUAGCCGUCACUUUGGACAGGAGGUCUGACGGUACCGAUACAGAUGCCGUGACAGAAAACCCCCUGCCAGUGCCGCCAGACGAGCAGGUGGCCGCGGGAAGCUGUGAGGCACGAGCAGCUCUGCCAGCAUCCUGGUACUCAAGUAAAGAAGAGUUCAUCAGCUCCAACUUAAAGAUCUCAAAGUCAGAUUCUGCUUUCUACGACCGGGCCUCUGUGGAGACACUCUACGUCUCUCCCUCAUUCAAAACCUUUGACCCCGUGAAGGAGAAGGUGAUGGAUAAGGACUGCGAGAGGCCGGCGGAGCCCAGCACCGUUCAGAUGGUGGAUGAAAGCCAGCCCUGCACCACCACCGUCCGAGACUCACCUCCAGGCACCGGUGCUGUCCUCCAAUGGCUGCGUGGUGCCAGGCGCUCUCCUGCCACACGGUCGUGGUCACCGCGCCUGGCCUCCAUGAGCAGCGAGACACUCAGCACCACGUCCGAGGGCACCUCGUCCCUUUCCACGCUGUCCCUGUCAUCGCCGGAGUCCGCCUCUCCGGAGAAGUCCGCUCAGCUCCUGCACCCGCUUCUGGCCGGACCUUCCUUCUGGACUCUGCCCCAUGAGCAGCCCUCCUCCACCUCCCGCAAAGACGGAGCUGCACCCGCCCAGGCCCGCUGCCCCUUUGCCCCCGAGAGCCCCACGUCUUCGGCCAACGACGAGAAUGGCAACCCCGACCCGGGGGAAGCUCCCCCGGGCAGCUCCGACUCCAACAAGCAGAUGAGCCGCCUCACCAGCAGUACCUGGGUCGAGCUGUCCACCCAAAACCUAGACUGCUUCACCUCUCUGUCCUGUUCUAGUUUCCAGACAACCAGGAGCUCGCCUAGGGACCCCGAAGCAAAUAGUUCCAUCAAGGUCCUCCUGGGGGAGGUGAGGAACGCCAUCGCCAGGUUACACGAGGACCUGAGCCUGGUGAUCCAAGAGCUGACCGUGGUCAACAGCCACCUGCUGAGCAUGAGCGGGAGCGGGCCUGGCGGGGAGGGCGGGGAGGGCGGGGAGGGCGAGGGCGGCUCCCCGCUGCUCUGA
Molecule: messenger RNA, 1935 nt
Organism: Lepus europaeus (European hare)
Lineage: Eukaryota; Metazoa; Chordata; Mammalia; Lagomorpha; Leporidae
Gene: ENTHD1
Product: ENTH domain containing 1
Exons: 7
Coding region: 1-1935 (644 amino acids)
Biological process (GO): endocytosis
Cellular component (GO): plasma membrane; clathrin vesicle coat; endosome
Molecular function (GO): clathrin binding; phospholipid binding
Source: RefSeq, a predicted model, not a curated record